CAGUCGAUGACUUUCUAAAGACAAUAUACUCACCCGAUUCCACUGCAAUAUACUUUCCAUGCUCAUCUGUGCACCUACUUCCUGUCUGAGUCUGCUUCCGUUACAAAGUGCUCUCUCCUCUCCUCAGCUGCAAUGAAGACCAUUGUGCUCAUUCUACUGCUUGUGGCUUUCAGCUCAGGUGAUAAAAUCAUUGGAGGUUAUGAAUGUCGGCCGCACUCUCAGCCCUGGCAAGUGUACCUCAGCGAUAAUAGAUUCUCAUGUGGAGGAUCAUUGAUUAAUGAAAGAUGGGUUAUGUCUGCUGCUCACUGCACAUUCAUAAAAAACGAUCUCCUCAUCCGCCUGGGAACCCAUAACUUGCGUGCUACUGAAAGCACAGAGCAGAGGAUCAGAGCAGAGAAGAUCAUCCCUUUCCCAAAAUACAAUAAUCGGCCUCAUAAUAAUGAUAUCACGCUGAUCAAGCUGAGAAAUCCUGCCACCCUCAACAAUUAUGUGAGGCCAAUCCCUCUGCCAAACAACUGCACCUCUGCAGGGGAGCAGUGCUUGGUUUCUGGAUGGGGCAGAACUGAAGCUGGCCCUGCUUCUGCCCUGCAGUGUUUGGAUUUGCCUGUAAUCUCAAACAAGCUUUGUAAGCGUGCUUAUGGUCCAUUAAUAACUAAAAACAUGUUCUGUGCUGGAUUCAUGCAGGGAGAGAAAGACUCGUGCCAGGGGGAUUCUGGUGGCCCUGUAGUGUGCGGCGGGAAACUGAAAGGUGUUGUUUCCUUUGGCGAGGGCUGUGCUAAACCGGAUUUUCCUGGGGUUUAUGUUGAGGUGUGCCGCUACACGAAAUGGAUCAAUUCCAUUAUAGCGAAAAACUAACUGUUUAUUUAGUCUGGUUGGCCCUUUACAAGUUAUAUCUGUAAUUAAGUCAAAGUCCCUUUAAAAGUCAUCCAAAUUUUUAAAAAGCCUCUCAGACAGCUGUUUCAGUCAUGCACGUACAGCUAUUUAAAAGAAGAAACAUUAAAUUCUAUAGCAACCAGAGAUAUCCACCUUCCUUUUUCUAUUUUUCUUUUGUAUUUCCUCCCAUUCACAAGUAAUUUGAGUGCAAAAUAUUUGUAUAUCUUAAUCUUUGAAUUAAAUUCAUCUUAAAAUUA
This is a messenger RNA of Puntigrus tetrazona (Sumatra barb), 1130 nucleotides long. RefSeq names its product trypsin-3-like. The coding region runs from base 133 to 855 and encodes 240 amino acids. Gene Ontology annotation, molecular function: serine-type endopeptidase activity. The transcript is spliced from 6 exons. The record is from RefSeq and is a predicted model, not a curated record. Gene Ontology annotation, biological process: proteolysis. Lineage: Eukaryota; Metazoa; Chordata; Actinopteri; Cypriniformes; Cyprinidae.